Cicer arietinum (chickpea) is the source of this 1542-nucleotide messenger RNA. RefSeq names its product plant intracellular Ras-group-related LRR protein 6-like. NCBI's taxonomy places the organism in Eukaryota, Viridiplantae, Streptophyta, Magnoliopsida, Fabales, Fabaceae. Gene Ontology annotation, cellular component: cytoplasm. The record is from RefSeq and is a predicted model, not a curated record. Gene Ontology annotation, molecular function: protein binding.
CAACACAACAAUAGCAAGUGGCUGAGGCUCUCCAACUUCCAUUCCUUCUCAUCCGUACGAAUGUCCUCUUCAUUUUCCUUUAUAUACCAAAACAACGCUCUUUCUUUUCCUCUCAAUUCUCUUUCACGUUCAUCCCCCAAUUUCCCCUUUCACAACUCACACCCUUCUAACACCUUUUUUCUCAAUCUUGCUCUUUCUUCCCAAUUACUACAUAAUAUACAUGUAAAGAUGUUGUACGAACAACAACGGUUUCAACAACCGAUGAUGAAGAUAGAUACGAGGAAUUCGAAUACGACAUCGGAGAGGAGAAAAUAUAAUAAUAAUUCAAUAGAAGAAGAACAAGAGAGACUUGAAAUUGUUGACUUGAGUGGAAUGUCCUUGGAGUCUCUUCCCAACCCUUCUCUCAAUUUAGCCACCAUUUGCAAAUUGGACCUCUCCAACAAUAAUCUUCAGAAUAUUCCAGAGUCGUUAACAGCUAGACUACUGAACAUGGUAGUUUUGGACGUGCACUCAAACCAGCUUAGGUCCCUACCAAACUCCAUUGGUUGCCUUUCUAAGCUGAAGCUUUUGAAUGUCUCCGGCAACCUCAUCCAACACCUUCCCAAAACAAUUGAGAAUUGCAGAGCUUUAGAAGAUUUGAAUGUAAAUUUCAACAAGUUGAUCCAGCUACCAAACACGAUAGGGUUUGAGUUGAGAAAUCUAAAGAAGUUAUCAGUAAAUUCCAACAAAUUGAUCUUCCUUCCACACUCAAUCUCUCACCUGACAUGUUUGAAGGUUCUAGACGCACGCCUUAACUGUCUUAGAUCUCUCCCAGAGGACAUUGAGAAUCUGGUUAGCCUUGAAAGUCUGAAUGUGAGUCAGAACUUCCAAUACCUAGAUUCUCUUCCCAACUCCUUAGGACUUCUGUUAUCACUGGUUGAGCUGGAUAUUAGCUAUAACAAGAUAAAGUCAUUGCCAGAUUCAAUUGGAGGACUGAAUAAGCUUCAGAAGUUGUGUGUGGAAGGGAACCCUCUGAGUUCACCACCAGCAGAAGUAGUAGAACAUGGAUUGCAUGCAAUGAAGGAGUACUUAAGCAACAGGAUGAACGUUGGGCAACAAAGUCCAACAAAAAAGAAGUCGUGGGUUGGAAAGUUGGUAAAGUAUAAGAGUUUCAAUGUGAGAAGUGGACCCCGCGAAGAACGUGAAGCAUUCAUUAUUCCAGAUUAUAAUAGAUCUCUCGAUGGUCUUACUUCACCACGCUAUAUGGGAAUGUUUUCACCACGUCGACUUUUCUCCCCUCGUAAUUACUUCAACAAUUGAGGACUCUUACAAAUCUCUCUUUCUUUUCUAUUUUUCCUAUUCUUUACUUUCUAAACUAUGCUCUAUUGCUAUUGCUAUUGCUAUAAAUAACAAGCAAAAUUACAUUUUUGCUUUUUUAUUUUAUUUUUUUUAUUUAUAACAUUUCAUUUUUUUCUAUUAUAUAGGUUUUAGAUGCAAGUUGAGUGUUUGAGAGAUUUCGUUCUUUGUAAGUUUAGGAAAUUGAGACUCUUUUUCAUUUUUUAA